Hemibagrus wyckioides is the source of this 2007-nucleotide messenger RNA. RefSeq names its product chitinase, acidic.1 (gene chia.1). The transcript is spliced from 11 exons. Gene Ontology annotation, biological process: carbohydrate metabolic process; chitin catabolic process. Lineage: Eukaryota; Metazoa; Chordata; Actinopteri; Siluriformes; Bagridae. The coding region runs from base 70 to 1437 and encodes 455 amino acids. Gene Ontology annotation, cellular component: extracellular region. Gene Ontology annotation, molecular function: chitinase activity; chitin binding. The record is from RefSeq and is a predicted model, not a curated record.
GAUUGAAUGAUUGUUCAAUAAUUAUGUCUACAGGUAGAUUUCUACAGUUUGAAUUGAUUCAGCACCACCAUGUUUAAAUUAACUCUACUAGCAGGACUGGGACUCCUGCUUUCUCUUCAGUUUGCCUAUUCUACAAAACUGGUGUGCUACUUUAGUAACUGGUCCCAGUACAGGCCUAGCAAUGGCCGUUUCACUCCUGAGAAUGUUGAUCCCUUCCUCUGCACACAUGUCGUCUAUGUACUGGCAACCAUUAACCUAGACAAUCAGCUUACUACUAUAGAAUGGAAUGAUGAGGACAUGUACAAGAAACUGAACAGCCUGAAAAAUGUAAACCCUGAUUUGAAAACACUGCUGUCAGUUGGAGGCUUGUACAAUGGCAUCAAUCCGUUUAUUAAUAUGGUGGCAACUCCAGAAAAUCGUAAGACCUUCAUCCGUUCUGCUCUGCUUUUCGUCCGGAAUCAUGGCUUUGAUGGCCUAGAUCUGGCCUGGGAGUUCCCUGGACAGAAUGGAAGUCCUCCUGAUGACAAGCAGAGGUUUACUGCACUGAUAAAGGAGAUGAAGCAAGCCAUUAAACAGGAAGCCAUAGACACCAGGAAAACACAGCUGUUGCUUUCAAUUAAAGCAGGAGCCCUUAAGCCCACCAUUGAUGCUGCUUAUGAAGUCCCUGAAAUAACAAGUGAAGUAGACUUUCUCAGCAUCAUGACUUAUGACUAUCAUGGUUCAUGGGAGAAGGUUACAGGUCACAACAGUCCUCUUUUCAAGAGUUCUCUAGAUCAAGGAACCCAUGCCCAACACAAUAUUGAUGCUACAGUGUCUUACUGGAUAAGCAAAGGGGCUCCAGCUGAAAAGCUGCUUCUUGGUUUCCCCACAUACGGACGCACUUUCCGCCUUACCACAUCCUCAUCAGGACUUGGUGCACCAACCAAUGGCCCAGCUGAUGCUGGUCCUUACACACGUGAUCCUGGCUUUUGGUCUUAUUAUGAGAUUUGUACUUUUGCUGCGGCGGCGAAGGUAGAAUGGAUCACUGAGCAAAGUGUUCCAUUUGCCACUCAUGGAACAGCUUGGGUGGGCUAUGACAACCAAGAAAGCUUUGCUGCCAAGGUUCAGUGGCUCGCAUCCAUGAACCUAGGUGGGGCAUCAGUAUGGACCCUUGACCUGGAUGAUUUUGGAGGACAUUUUUGCUCACAGGGAGACUAUCCUCUUGUUAACCACCUACGCAACUCCCUGGGUUUCCCUCCGAAGCCAACCACCACUCGUCCCCCAACCACUACCCCAGAUCCUAUUGCCUCCUUUUGCUCUGGAAAACCAGAUGGUUUAUACCCAAACCCUGCUGAUGCUACCACCUAUUUUCAGUGCUUCCGUGGAAACACCUACUUGCACCAGUGUCAACCAGGCCUGGUCUAUGUUGAUGCCUGCAAAUGCUGCAACUGGCCAUAAGGAGCUAAAAGAAAUAUGUUCAAAUAUUAAAUAAAAUGAAAGCUGUGUUUCUCCACACAAUAAUUUGCAUGACCGAGUUUAUACUGUACAUUCUAUCAAUUUAUUAACAUUGUUGACUAUCACUUAUUAUUUUUAAGAUGAGUACUUUCUUUGGGCUGUCAAAAAUAAAAACUUUACUCUUGUUUUCAUGUUUUUCAUGUUUCUGGUUAAAUAUCUAAGUCCUAGAGACAAAAAUAUCUUGAAACACAUUUGCACUACCGCUCAAAAGUUUGGGAUCACUCAAAAAAUUUUAUUGUUUUCCAAGGAAACACACACAAAAUUAGUCUAAAUAGAAAAUAUAGCAAAAGACCAGGACAUGCUAACAUGUCAGAGUUAGAAAUAAUGAUUUUGAUGGAAAUGAUGAAUGUUUUCUUCAAACUUUGCCUUCAUCAAAAAACACCUUUUGCAGCAACUACACCCUGUGCAUUCUAGCUGUCAAUUUUUCAAGAUAAUCUGAUGAGAUUUUACCCCAUGCUUCCUGGAGCAUCUCCCACAAGAUGGAGUCUUCCUCUGUAGCUGAAAUAUGCAAGU